Molecule: messenger RNA, 1044 nt
Organism: Malassezia sympodialis ATCC 42132
Lineage: Eukaryota; Fungi; Basidiomycota; Malasseziomycetes; Malasseziales; Malasseziaceae
Exons: 2
Coding region: 1-1044 (347 amino acids)
Molecular function (GO): nitronate monooxygenase activity
Source: RefSeq, a predicted model, not a curated record
AUGCCCAUUUGUACGCCCCUGACAGAGAAGCUCGGCCUGCGCGUCCCUCUUGUGAUGGGUGGCAUGCAGUGGGUGGGCACGCCGAAGCUCGCAGCGGCUGUAUCGAACGCUGGCGCCCUUGGCAUGGUGACGGCGCUGACGCAGCCGACACCCCAGGCGCUGCGCGAGGCCGUCAAGGCUACGCGCGCCAUGAUCGACCCCGAGAUUGCCGCGGAGCGCAAAAAGUACGGCGCCUUUGGCGUGAACAUCACGCUGCUUCCGGCGAUUGUGCCGCCGGACUACCCCGGCUACGCCCGCGCAGCGCUCGAGGCGGGCGUGCGUAUCUUUGAGACGGCGGGCAGCAACCCUGAGCCCGUGAUACGCAUCCUCAAAGACGCAGGCGCUUUCGUGAUCCACAAGUGCACGGCUGUGCGCCACGGCCUCAAGGCACUCAAGCUCGGCGCGGACAUGCUGAGCAUUGAUGGCCUCGAGUGCGCGGGCCAUCCCGGUGAAGACGACAUUGGCGGCCUCGUGCUCAUGGCGCUGGCGGCGCAGCAGAUCCCUGCGCCGUUCAUCGCGUCGGGCGGUAUCGCGAAUGGCCGCGGUCUCGCAGCCGCGCUGGCGCUCGGAGCCUGUGGCGCGAAUAGUACGUGCCUGACACUGACGCCAGUGGGAACGCGCUUUAUGGCGACGACAGAGAGCGAGAUCCACGACGCCAUCAAGCAGCGCAUCUGCGAGGCGAGUGAGCGCGACACGACCCACGUGUUCCGCACGCUGCGCAACACGGCGCGCGUGUUCAAGAACUCGGUGGCUCUUGAAGUGCGUGAAAGGGAGCGGCAUGGCGCGCAGUUCAAGGACAUCCAGCCGCUAGUCUCGGGCACCCGGGGCCGCCAGGUAUACGAGAAGGGCGACCCCGAGGCGGGUGUGUGGACGGCCGGUCAGACGGUGGGCCUGAUCCAGGAUAUUCCUACGUGCAAGGAGCUAGUCGCGCGCAUCGAGCGCGAGGCAGAGGGCGUCAUCGCGCACACAGCGUCGCUGGUGGCGCCCCGCGAAGCGAAGCUGUAG